Molecule: messenger RNA, 1214 nt
Organism: Mya arenaria
Lineage: Eukaryota; Metazoa; Mollusca; Bivalvia; Myida; Myidae
Product: cysteine and tyrosine-rich protein 1-like
Exons: 4
Coding region: 192-758 (188 amino acids)
Source: RefSeq, a predicted model, not a curated record
UCGGGUUUGGUGAUCUACAGACUGAAUUCUUGUUUACAAAAGUAAAUACCAUAGUCGAUUUGACUAUCAGAGAUCGAUGAUUUAAAGAAAUUAGAUAUUUUGGAAAUUAAAAACUUAUAAGCGGAACCGUUUCAUUCAAAGGCAUAAACGAGUUUUAAACUUGAGGAAACAAGGGAGUAACUAAUUCAAAGAUGUCUCUUAAAAUGUCUUUAACGGAUUUAUGGAUAUGCUUUGCGUUUAUACUUAGUUUGGCGCAGGGUAUCGCGGGCGGGGAGACUUGCACGUACUACAACACUUACGGCUACUACACGUCGGGGUACUGUGAUGGUUACUGCUGCUCGAAAACUGACGACUACUGCUGCUCGAGCUGGGGUUGGAUAGCGGGCGUUGUUGUGGGCGCGAUCGUGUUUGUGGCGGUGGUGGCCGUCGUAGUGUUCAUGGUGUGCGCCAAGAUGAAGGCCAAGAAGUCCCGUACCGUUCACGUCGCCACCGUCAACACCCGGUCUACGGGAUACUCGUACAAUAACAACUACAAUCAAUUCAACAAGCCGCCUGGAACGGUUAUGUCGAAUAUGCCAGCUCCUCCCCCGUACAGCCAAGUGGCAUUUCAGCAGCCCGGGGCUGGGGCGUACCCCCCACCGCCCGCCUACCGUGAGACAGUCACUCCCUAUCCACCACCACCCAACGGUGGCACCCAGUCUACCAGCUUCAGCACCGGAAAUAACGCUGCAUAUCCACCGCCGCCUCCUGUGUACUAAGCCAGUGUAUUGCUUAGCAUUGGAAAUUCAGCUCAACUAACGUAGUUUUAUUAGUUUUGAGCAUAUUAGUAAAAGCAAGGCCGCUUGUUUACGAGAUGUCCUUUCAAUAAACGAUUUUGUAAAAAGUUAUUCUCAAUAUGCAUUAUGAACACCUAUAUAAAACUACUCCUCAUAUCUGUGAUAAUUAUCAUCAUGCGUACAUGUCAUAGCUGAUGUUGAUUCUUUGUACAUUUUGAACGGACGGUUUUGAAGUUUACCAUUUUGUGUCCUUUUCAUUUUGUUUAUAGCCAGUUUUGUCGAUUUUAGAUAUUUUCCCCCAUUUUUGUGUCUUAAACAUAAUUUGAAUUUCAUUUUGUUAAAAUUGUUUCUAAUUUUAGUUUUAUACUGUUUUUGUUCAGUGCACAAUGGCUGGCCCAUUGCCCCCCUUUUUAUUUGCGCUAAUAAAACAUUCAAAGA